Molecule: messenger RNA, 1290 nt
Organism: Neomonachus schauinslandi (Hawaiian monk seal)
Lineage: Eukaryota; Metazoa; Chordata; Mammalia; Carnivora; Phocidae
Gene: ARHGDIB
Product: Rho GDP dissociation inhibitor beta
Exons: 6
Coding region: 185-787 (200 amino acids)
Biological process (GO): Rho protein signal transduction
Cellular component (GO): membrane; cytosol; cytoplasm
Molecular function (GO): protein binding; Rho GDP-dissociation inhibitor activity
Source: RefSeq, a predicted model, not a curated record
ACUGAUCAAGAGAUAUGCAGCGCAAAGGAACAGGAUUUGAGACAGCCCAGGGUUUCCUCUUCUAGUAGGUUUAAAACAUUUUUUUUUUCCUCACUAACUUCCUUCCUGUUCUAACUGCCAGUACUCAGAAGUCAGAGUGAGAGACAGAGGCACCCCAGAGAGCCGUGAGCCACUGAAUAUCAAAAUGACUGAAAAGGACCCAGAAACACACCUGGAAGAGGAUGUCGAUGAGCUGGACAGCAAGCUCAAUUACAAGCCUCCACCCCAGAAGUCCCUGAAAGAGCUACAGGAGAUGGACAAAGAUGACGAAAGUCUGAUCAAGUACAAGAAAACACUCCUGGGGGACGGCCCUGUGGUGGCAGACCCGACAGCCCCCAAUGUCACGGUUACCCGGCUUACCCUGGUGUGUGAGAGUGCCCCAGGACCCAUCACCAUGGACCUCACUGGAGAUCUUGAAGCCCUCAAAAAAGAAACUUUUGUGCUAAAGGAAGGUGUUGAAUACAGAGUCAAAAUUCACUUCAAAGUGAACAGGGAUAUUGUGUCGGGCCUGAAAUACGUUCAGCAUACCUACCGGACUGGGGUGAAAGUGGACAAAGCAACGUUUAUGGUUGGCAGCUAUGGGCCUCGGCCAGAGGAGUAUGAGUUCCUGACUCCAACUGAGGAGGCUCCCAAGGGCAUGCUGGCCCGAGGCACUUACCACAACAAGUCCUUCUUCACCGAUGAUGACAAGCACGACCACCUUACCUGGGAGUGGAACCUGUCCAUUAAGAAGGAGUGGACAGAAUGAGUGCAUCUGCCCAUCCCUUUCCCUACCUUGCCACCCAGAAGUACCCUCUCAGUCAUGUUCACCACCUUGUCCCUCCUCCAUGUUCACAGCUGGAUCCCUUCCCCAAUGCUCCCCACAUUCUGUUAUCCACACAUCUUAUCCCACAAUGUCUCUCAAAGUGUUCCCUAAGCACGACAUGCUUAAAACCCAGGCUUUAAUCCAGCACAUUUCUUCUGGUCCCCCAUCAUGGCCAGAACUUCAAAAUUCUUCAUUUCAAUACCCAGUCAUUUAAUGUUUCCUUCUAUGUUUCCCAUUUGAGCAACUAGAGGCCAAGAAAUUGGCAAACCACCACCAACAGUCCUUUUGCCUUGGGUUCCAGUAGCUCAUUCCCAUCCCUGGAUUCUUCUGUGGUUGCUGCUGGCUCAGUGAAGGUCCCUAAUCACAUUCCCUACCAGUUGAGGUUCUUCUUUUCUGGGAGACUGUAAACAGCACAAGAGAGUAAAUAAAACAAUUAAAUGAUCCAA